Aspergillus glaucus CBS 516.65 is the source of this 977-nucleotide messenger RNA. RefSeq lists its product as uncharacterized. NCBI's taxonomy places the organism in Eukaryota, Fungi, Ascomycota, Eurotiomycetes, Eurotiales, Aspergillaceae. The coding region runs from base 166 to 795 and encodes 209 amino acids. The record is from RefSeq and is a predicted model, not a curated record. The transcript has 2 exons.
GAAGACUUCCUACCAGAUGCCAGUAAUUGGACACUAUGGACAGAGAGCACAAUAUUGUGCGCAGGCUCGUGGUUGGCGCGUCGAGUGACCAAGUUGAUCAGGCUGUUGGAUGAAAUUCCCAAGGAACAAGAUUUUGAGUGGAACGUCUAUAAAUUCACCCGAUCAAUGAAUCUCUCCCCCAGGCAUGAAGGAGAUUGGUUAGUUGUCAUUCCCUUGGCUGAGGGUGUAACUCUUUCGACUGGAGGUAAAUUGUACAAGGGCUUUGCAGCAGUUGUCGAUGAUCGCUGGGAUUUCAGUUCAGAUGUGCCAAUGAUUUUCUUGAGACCUAAGAUCCUGGUCCAGAGUCCCAUACCACCACGAAGAGAGUGGAUUUCAACACGGCUUAGCGAAAAGGAACGAAAUCUCCGAGAAGAGAUUAAGGCGCUAUUACCUCGGGCUGGCACUUCAUGGGAUCGCAACACACACGAAAUAAACUACUCUAGCGACGAAUUGACCAAGAAGCUGUGCGAGCUGGGAGAUGGCAUAGUACAGGAAACGGUUCUGACCCCCCUUUUAAGCACCUUUUGGAACUACUGGGCUAACCAAAUGACUGAUUGUAAACAAAAGCUGACCUGGACUGUUGGCAAGUUCCCUGUGCCCAAAAGGGUUAUUAACGAAAGGAGUUGGAUGAUUGUCAUCCCUUUACAUGAGAACACAAUCCUGACUCCUAGGGGUAGAUUGGAAGAUGAUGCUUACACCUGGAUCCCCGAUGAGCCAAUUAUGCCUCCAGAUACGCCGGUUAUUUUUUGCCGUUAAUAUGACGGUUAUUCAUACUUUGCAGUAUCUGUCAAAGCAAGGUCGUCAAGCAGGCGGGAUACUCUUGUUCGAGAAAGUCAAGAUUUUGUAUCGAAGAGUUCCUGUUUUGAAAGUUCUUUUAAGAGAUCAAAUUUGAAGUCCUACCUACGACCGCACACAUAGCUAGAGGCGUAGAAAGGGUA